AUGGAUGAGGAUCAAGGACCACAAUCCAUUGCGCCUGAACAUGCACCGUCCAAGACAAUUGCUCAGCGUUGCAAUGGUCUUGUUAAAGCGUUCACAACUAGACACGGUCUGAUCGGCGAUUACGACUAUGGCUUCCUCUUUCGGCCAAACCUGCCUUUCAUGAAGAAGAGCGUUAACCCAAGCCCUUUCUUUGGACUCAACGACAAGAUGCCAGUUCUUCUUGGUUUACUCUUGGGGUUCCAACAUGCAUUGGCCAUGUUAGCAGGUGUCAUUACGCCACCCAUUAUCAUCAGUGGCAGCGCCAAUCUAUUGCCUGAACAACAACAAUACCUUGUCUCGACUGCCCUUAUUGUCUCAGGCAUCUUUUCCGCUGUCCAGAUUACUCGCUUCAGACUUUUUGGCACACAAUAUUAUCUCGGUACUGGAGUACUGUCAGUCGUGGGCGUGUCUUUUAGUGUGAUUCCCGUAGCGCAAGGAAGUCUCGCCCAGAUGUACGCGAAUGGCUUUUGUCCUUCCGACUCUGACGGAAACCCUUUGCCCUGCCCUGAGGGAUAUGGAGCCAUCCUGGGCACCUCGGCCGUAUGCGCUCUUGUCAACAUUCUAGUUUCUUUCAUCCCUGCCAAGUUCCUGUUACGAGUACUACCACCUAUCGUUACCGGCCCUACAGUCAUGCUUAUUGGCAUCAAGCUCAUCAAGUCGGGUUUCUCCAACUGGAUGGGAGGCAGCGGAGGUUGUAUGACAGCUACUGAUGGAUUGUUCGCCCUGUGCCCUAAUAUCAACGCACCCCAUCCUCUGCCCUGGGGAUCUGCAGAAUUCUUGGGCUUGGGAUUCUCAGUAUUUGCCGCCAUCAUCUUGUGUGAACGAUUUGGUUCACCUAUUAUGAAAUCCACGUCAGUCGUCAUUGGACUGCUGGUAGGGUGCAUCAUCGCUGCCGCUGCUGGCUAUUUUGACCGAUCCGGCAUCGACGCAGCUCCUGUUGCAUCGUUCGCAUGGGUGCACACCUUCCCACUCUCAGUUUAUGGACCUCUAGUCCUUCCUCUUAUUGCAGUUUACCUUGUCUGUGCUACUGAAGCCAUCGGUGAUGUCACGGCUACAUGCGAUGUUUCGAAACUCGAGGUCACUGGAAAGACUUAUGAGUCUCGUAUCCAGGGUGGUAUCUUGUCUGAUGGUCUUGCAGGUUGCAUUGGUGCCCUGAUGACAAUGACUCCCAUGUCCGUCUUUGCCCAGAACAACGGCGUCAUUGUUCUCACCCGCUGUGCUAAUCGUAAAGCUGGUCUUGCUUGCGCAAUGUUCUUGGUUAUCAUGGGCAUUUUCGCGAAGUUUGCUGCGGCCCUUAUCGCCAUACCGUCAGCUGUUCUUGGCGGCAUGACUACCUUCCUCUUCAGCGCUGUUGCUGUCUCUGGAAUGUCAAUCAUCGUCCGUGGUGUGCCAUUUACUCGACGCAACCGCUUCAUUCUCACUGCUGGCUUUGCUUUGGGUUACGGCGCCACACUUCUUCCAAAUUACUUUGACAAUGUCUUCACAUAUAAGGGAGACAAUCGCUCCUUGCAGGGAUUCUUGGACGCCAUUGUACUUAUUAUGGAGACCGGAUUUGCGAUUGCCGCCAUAGUUUGCGUGGUAUUGAACCUCACACUCCCCGAAGAGCUGGGAGAUGAUAUUGAUGCUGCACGAUCGACAACGAACAUCACGAUGCACGAGGAGACAGAGCAGAACAAGGCCAUCGCGGGAUCAAGUCGAGAUCAUAGUAUUGAUCCGAAAAAGGAGGGUUGA
Fusarium venenatum is the source of this 1770-nucleotide messenger RNA. Its product is annotated as permease family-domain-containing protein. Gene Ontology annotation, molecular function: xanthine transmembrane transporter activity. Gene Ontology annotation, biological process: xanthine transport; transmembrane transport. Gene Ontology annotation, cellular component: plasma membrane; fungal-type vacuole. Lineage: Eukaryota; Fungi; Ascomycota; Sordariomycetes; Hypocreales; Nectriaceae. The record is from RefSeq and is a predicted model, not a curated record.